Seminavis robusta is the source of this 928-nucleotide messenger RNA. Lineage: Eukaryota; Bacillariophyta; Bacillariophyceae; Naviculales; Naviculaceae. The record is from the annotation of a GenBank genome assembly.
GGAGCCAUCAAACGAGCAAACUUGAAAGCAACGUCGAGAGCUCACAAUUCUCUCCAAUCUCAACUUGGAAGCAACAAACAAAAGCACAGCACUUCUUCGCUACUACAACACAUCAAGAUGCCUCUCUCCAACACUGCCAUUGUUCUCCCCGCCGACUUCGUUCCCACUGAACACACCAUCAUCAUUGGCCGUGGCCGUGUCAUCAAGCAGCACAGUGCCAACAAGAAGUUUGACAAAAUGGUGGAAUCGUGUGCCAAGGAAUACGCCGCUGCCCCUUGCAAAGCUGAAAAGGGACUCCUUUUGACUCGAAUGAUCAAUGAGAUCCACGACGCUGCUCCCAUGGCUGGAUUUGUCCGAAAGGAUCCCACCACCAACCAGUGGACACUUGUCGAAGAAGCACUCGCCCGUCAAACAGCAGCCCAAGCGAUGCGCAAUGUACUCAGCCACUCUUACAGAUCUUCUAAGCAAUUCAAGUCCAAGAGACGUCUUCAGCAAAUCGCCGCUGCCAAGCAACAACAAGUUCAGGCACCCACACCCGUUUUCACCAUGAGCCUCCCUCUCCGCUGUGUCUCUCCAUCUGAGAGCAGCGUCUCCAGUCAAGAAUCUUCCAGUCGCAGUACUUGCCGCCGAAGUGAUACAGUCGCACUCAGUAAGGACACCGUUUUCAUUCUCAUGUCCGCCUUUGGAAACAAUGUUUCUGAAAACCCCUUUGAGCCACGUCCAUUGGCAACAACACAAGUCGAUGUCUUUGAACCCAUUCCAUUGGCCUUGUAAGCGCAAUUGCACAUGCUUCCAGCCUCCUCUCCUCUCCUUAAUCCGACUGUCAAUACUGCUUCUACCCUUCCGACUCAAACCGACUGUACACUACUCUGAACACUUUCUAUGUAAAUAAGCUGCAAACUGCAAAUAGUAUCAUGGUUAUGCCAUC